AUGGGCCCAACUGGCUCUGGAAAAACACAUCUAGUCCAGACGCUUGCAAAAUAUCUAGACGUCCCCUACGCCGUCGCCGACUGCACAGCCCUAACUCAAGCAGGCUACGUCGGCGAAGAUAUCGAAUCGGUCAUUCAAAAGCUUUUGCAAAACGCUGGAGGAAAUGUAGAAAAGGCCCAGCGUGGUAUCGUUUACUUGGACGAGAUAGAUAAAAUUGCAGCGAGAAAGCUAUCCGGCGGUAACUUCCGCGAUGUUUCUGGCGAGGGUGUUCAGCAAGGACUGCUCAAAUUGCUGGAAGGGUCGGUUGUUUCUGUCAAAGAUCCUUUUAAAAAACCUGCAGCGGGAAAUAAUCAAGUGGACACUUCUGAUAUUCUCUUUAUCUGUUCGGGCGCGUUCACUGGACUGCCGAAGCUCAUUCAAAGCCGUUUGCAAAAGAAGUCUCUUGGUUUCACGACGAAGCCUCAAAAAGUCUCUCUCAGUAAAAAGUCCAAAAUCGCUGCAAUGGAGGGAUUCUUGGGCGCUGACAGCGAUGUGUUGGACAGACAGCUUUACGAAAUCUACUUCAAAAACGUCUUCGUUUCAUAUGCAAAGGAAAAAAGGCUCAACGAGAACGAGCUUCGAUACAAAGUAGACAUGUUCAUUAGAAGAUGUAUUCAAACGGCUGCUGCAAUAAUUGAUUUCGAAGAGAAACAAGACAUCGAAGAAGUGAAAGUAAAGAAUGUUCAAAAUCAGAUGGAAAACGUAGAAAAGAAGGGGUCAAAGCUGGCCGAAGAAUUGAUCCGAACAAGAGAAGAAAAAGAAAACGCCGAGAAGAUGCUGAAAAACAUUGAGCUCGACGGAAAAAUUAUGGAAAAAUUUAAGAACGAUCUUUCGGAAGCGCAAAAAAACUACUUCUCCGUAGCCAUAAAAGCCAAAACAUUGACAGAAGAAGCUAAGAAGAGUGAAUCCAAAAUCGCCGAACUUGAAAGUCUCGUCAGCUUGGGAUACGCGGAGAAAGACAGAUUAUCUGCCGAAAUCCGCGCUCUGGCUUUAAAAGCGAAUCAGAAAGAAAAAACAGAAACGAAGGAAGUUGCCGAGUUGAAAUCUCAAAUUGCCUCGCUUCGAGAAAUUAACGAAACUUUCCACAAAAACGUCACCAGCUCUUCUGAAAAACUCAUGCUCGAGAAGAAGGAAUGCACGAAAUUGCGCGGCCAAAUCGCUCAAUUCAACAAAACCAACAAAGAGAACUACGACCUCAAAAGUACAAUCGCACAGAUGAUGACCGAACACGAAGUCACCAAGAAGACUUUGAAGGACAAAGAUACCCUCGUCGAGGCGCUGAAUAAAAAGGGACGAAGCAAAAACGAACUCACCAAAAAGCAAACUCAACAGCUCAGACAGACUGUUUCGGAGCUCAAAAUGGAGCUUGAAGCUCUCAAGGACAUUUCUGCAUCAAACGAGCAGUCAAUGAAAAACGAGCUCGACAACAUGGAAAAACAACUGCACCUCGCGAUAGAACAAACAAGCAAUCUCCUCAGCGAAAAGGAACGUGAAAACGCGAAGAAAUCUGCUGAGCUUAGCCAGCUUAACGAGCAGCUGGCGAAGAUAUGUGAGCUCGAGAAAAUCCACCAGAACCUAAGUGUCAGCUGGAACAUGGUCGACCUUUGCCUUGGUGAUCUUUGGUAUCUCGAUCUUGCACGACACGAGCAAGUUUUCAAAGAUGUCUUGCUUGUCGCUCAGGGUGAAAUGGCUCUCGUGAAAUGGCGAAGAUAUCUUAUCUUGAAAGAAGAAAAAGUUAAAAUGAAAGAAGCCCUCGACGAAAAAGCAAGACAGCUCUCAACUAUUGAAGAAAAAUACACGCGCCAAAUUAACGAACUUAAUUUUGAAAAAGAAAUAUUGCAAGAAAACCUUGAAGUCUCCCAGCAAGACGUGGAAGAUCUCGAAGAAAAGCUAAAGAAAAGUAAAGAAAUUAAACCUACAAUAACAACCGUUAUUACUGAAACAACGGAGAUUAUCAAGUCAAAGCCAAAAAUAGCAUAUUUGCGCGAGCAAAUUCAAAAUUUCGAAAAAAUCCAGGAAACAAACGAUAGAUUGAGAUUGACCUCGAGCGACACGCCUGAUUGUGACGACUCACACAGCGUUUCUAGCUCUAUAAUAGCGUACUCUCCAUCGAUGAACGAGUUGAGACUGGUCGACUCCAACCGAUUAUCGACCAGUUCUUCCAACAACACCACAACGCAGCACAAGUCGACACUGUUCAAAGUUGCGGAGAUGCGUGCUCAACUCGGCCUGCUACCCAUCGCUGAUCAACAAGUAGCGACGCUGGAAAAUGAAAUAACAAUGGAUAAUAACAAUGAUUGA
Messenger RNA from Oikopleura dioica, 2340 nucleotides. Lineage: Eukaryota; Metazoa; Chordata; Appendicularia; Copelata; Oikopleuridae. The record is from the annotation of a GenBank genome assembly.